AUGAGUCCUAAUGCCGCUGCCAGUGCACCACCAGACAAACAGUCUUUGCACUACAUUGUACGGUCCGGGAUAGCAGGAGGAAUUGCAGGUUGCGUGGCUAAAUCCGUUGUUGCACCCAUAGACCGGGUUAAGAUUCUGUUCCAAGCCUCGAACCCUGACUUUCGGAAAUAUGCUGGAAGUUGGGCAGGCGCUCUCCGCGCUGGCAAGGAAAUCUACGACCAUGGUGGAAUAAGGGGUCUCUUCCAAGGGCAUUCAGCAACGCUGCUGCGAAUUUUCCCGUAUGCUGCUAUCAAGUUUAUGGCCUAUGACCAGAUUCACUAUCUUCUGAUGCCCACACGCGAGCACGAGACCAAUUUUAGGCGCUUUGCGGCAGGAGCCCUGUCUGGUACAGUUCCUACUGUAUUCCGAACCCUUUUAGUCAACUCACUUGAAGUCGUCCGGGUCCGCAUGGCUUUCCAGACUAAGAACCCGAACAGCACCACCCGGCCCUCAUUUAUGACUGCUGCAAAACAUCUCUAUCAUGAAGGAGCGACAUCACCGGCUUCAACACCCGCAGGCAGAGUUCUGGAACGAUUUCCGAUGCUCAAGUUCUACCGCGGGUUUACAGUAACUGUGGUCGGAAUGGUUCCCUACGCUGGUGUCUCGUUCCUCAGCUGGGGCUUCCUACGAUCUCGUUUCCUACCUCCCUCCAAAACUGGCCAUCGACCACCGACACCCAUAGCCGACCUCGCCAUCGGGGCUGUUUCUGGAGUUGUAGGCCAGACUGCCUCGUAUCCCUUCGAAGUUAUCCGACGCCACAUGCAAGUAGGAGGAGUGACGCGACCAGACCGGUGGAUGAAGUGGGGAGAGACUAUCCAGUCUAUUUGGCAGAGUUCCGGAUUUAGAGGGUUUUAUGUUGGGUUGACUCUUGGUUAUUUGAAGAUUGUACCCAUGACAGCGGUCAGCUUCGCCGUCUGGCAGGGGUGUAAGAGGUUGUUGAAUGUCUAG
Molecule: messenger RNA, 987 nt
Organism: Coprinopsis cinerea okayama7#130
Lineage: Eukaryota; Fungi; Basidiomycota; Agaricomycetes; Agaricales; Psathyrellaceae
Product: coenzyme A transporter
Exons: 5
Coding region: 1-987 (328 amino acids)
Biological process (GO): transmembrane transport
Cellular component (GO): mitochondrial inner membrane
Source: RefSeq, a predicted model, not a curated record